Molecule: messenger RNA, 1221 nt
Organism: Penicillium macrosclerotiorum
Lineage: Eukaryota; Fungi; Ascomycota; Eurotiomycetes; Eurotiales; Aspergillaceae
Product: SMP-30/gluconolactonase/LRE family protein
Exons: 3
Coding region: 1-1221 (406 amino acids)
Source: RefSeq, a predicted model, not a curated record
AUGGAUUUGCUUGCAAUUGCGGCAUUUUUCCUUUUCCAAACAACGUCGUCUGGCAACCCAUUAUCAGCCAUUGCGGGCCACUGCAGCGGGUACACCUUCCCCGACAUCACCUGCAUCAAUCGAUAUGGAGCUGUUUUGCCACACGGGUUCUAUCGAGAGGUGAAUAAUGAAAUUGGGAAUACAGACACAUAUUCUUCGACCAAUGUCGGCGAUCUCUCGUUCCAGAGUAUUUCAGAAGCCACCUUCCUUGUUUGGGACCCAGACCAGGCAGCUGUCAUCUUGGGCGAGACGCCGACAUUCGAGUACAUGUUCAGUAUACCUCAUGCUCCUCAUGAAGCCCCAGUAUAUGUGCCCCGGACCCAUGAGUUGUGGUUCUCACAAUUGGAGCAAGGCUUUUUGCCACAGUUUGUGGUGGAUUUGAAAUCGGAACCCCCGCGUCUCGCCCAGAGAACGACGAACCCCCCGCUGUAUGCGCCAACAGGGGCUCGAUAUCGCAAUGGAUCCAUUAUCUACUCUUCCGGAGGCUUGAAUCACUCCAUCGCAGACCGGAACAGCUUCGUGCCAGGGGUGUAUAAGGUGGAUCCCAUUACAGGUGAUUCGCAGCCGCUAGUCAAUAAUUACUUCGGAUGGUACUUUAACACUUGUGACGAUGUCGACGUGGACGCAGAUGGAAAUAUCUGGUUUACCGAUAAUUAUUACUCAUGGGCGGAUCACACCAGUGACAUUGCACCACAGCUGGGAACAGCGACCUACCGAUUCGACUCGCGCAGUGGAAAUGUAGCCAUUGUGGACGAUACACUGAGUGAACCCAAUGGAAUUGCAUUCUCUCCCGACGGACGUUAUCUGUAUCUCUCCGACACUGGGGCGGGGGUGGCCGUGAUCGAUCCCCAGGUUCAGCCGGUUCCAGGCCUUCAAUACAAUAACACAGGAAAAAGGACUGUGUAUGCCUUCGAUGUCAGUGAAGACGGUCGGUCAAUCGGUAACAAGCGGCCUAUAUACCUGGCGUUAGAAUACGCACCAGAUGGCCUCAAAGUGGCUCGCAAUGGAAUGCUCGUGACGGCUACGGGUCAUGGGGUUGACGUUCUGGACGCUCGAGGGAAGCCUUUAGUUCGCGUGCAGACAAACUUCACGGCUGUCAACAUGGAGUUUGUCGGGCCUAAUUACGAUGAAUUAUGGAUUAUUCGAGUCAGUGGGUCACCAUCGGCUGAAGAGCUUGUUUAA